ACACGUUCCAAACAAACCAAUACAACUCUAAGCGAAAAAAGCCGCGAGGCGCAAACGUUUUUGGCUAAUAAAUAAAUAAAUAAUAAAUAAAACCUUCCUAUAUAUAAAUAAUACCUGUAUUUAUAUUGAAGAGUGUGUACAUAACGACAGCAAUAUGGCUCUUGUAAAACCCAAAUCCGAAUUGACACCAGAGGAAUUGGCGCGCCAGGAGGAGGAGGAGUUCAACACUGGACCGCUGUCGGUGCUCACACAGUCGGUGAAAAACAACACACAAGUUUUGAUUAACUGCCGCAACAACAAAAAGCUGUUGGGACGUGUCAAAGCCUUCGACCGCCAUUGCAACAUGGUGCUGGAGAAUGUGAAGGAGAUGUGGACGGAGCUACCACGCACCGGCAAGGGAAAGAAGAAGGUGAAACCUGUCAACAAGGAUCGCUUUAUCUCGAAAAUGUUUCUGCGCGGCGAUUCCGUUAUCCUGGUUCUGCGCAAUCCGCUGGCGACUGCAGCCGGCAAAUAGAAUAGAAUCCCAAAUAAUACAUUCAAAACAAAAUAAAACCAAAUUGUAAGUUUUUAUAAUUCAUGAAAA
Drosophila nasuta is the source of this 583-nucleotide messenger RNA. It is a transcript of the gene SmD2, whose product is annotated as small ribonucleoprotein particle protein SmD2. NCBI's taxonomy places the organism in Eukaryota, Metazoa, Arthropoda, Insecta, Diptera, Drosophilidae. Bases 155 to 514 code for a protein of 119 amino acids. Gene Ontology annotation, molecular function: RNA binding. Gene Ontology annotation, biological process: RNA splicing. Gene Ontology annotation, cellular component: small nuclear ribonucleoprotein complex. The record is from RefSeq and is a predicted model, not a curated record. The transcript has 2 exons.